Rhea pennata is the source of this 2738-nucleotide messenger RNA. RefSeq names its product 3-hydroxyacyl-CoA dehydratase 4 (gene HACD4). Gene Ontology annotation, molecular function: 3-hydroxyacyl-CoA dehydratase activity. Bases 98 to 757 code for a protein of 219 amino acids. NCBI's taxonomy places the organism in Eukaryota, Metazoa, Chordata, Aves, Rheiformes, Rheidae. Gene Ontology annotation, biological process: fatty acid elongation; very long-chain fatty acid biosynthetic process; sphingolipid biosynthetic process. The record is from RefSeq and is a predicted model, not a curated record. The transcript is spliced from 7 exons. Gene Ontology annotation, cellular component: endoplasmic reticulum membrane.
AGGGGUGUUUCUAACAAACAGCUGCUGCAGCUGCGAAAGAGAGAGAAAGAAAGAUCAGGAGCAACAGCAGUGAUCUGACCCCUGCAACAGCUCUACCAUGAACACUUACCUCUUUGUGUAUGACUUAAUGCAAUUCUGUGGACAUUCCUGGAUAUUUACCAAUAUGAUCAUCAGGUUCAUGUCGUUUGGCAAAGAUUCGUUGGCCGACACAUUUUAUUCCAUAGGACUUGUGAUGCGCCUUUGCCAGCUGUUAUCUCUACUAGAGAUCCUACACAUCCUUGCUGGCAUUGAUAAAAGCCGUCUCUUACCUCGUUUUCUGCAGAUCACUGAGAGAAUAAUUGUUUUAUUUGUUGUCAUCAACAGUCAGGAAGAAGUUCAAGGGAAAUACGUUGUGUGUGUUUUAUUUUUCCUCUGGAAUUUACUAGAUGUGAUCAGGUACACUUAUAACAUGCUAGCAAGGACAGGAAUAUACUACCUACCACUGACAUGGCUCCACUUCACCUUGUGCAUCCUGCUCUACCCCCUCUCCGUGCUGGCUAAAGCAUUUGCAAUCUGUGUAUCACUGCCCUAUUUUGAAUCCUUUGGCACAUACUCCAUCAGGCUGCCCUUUCCAUUUGCCUUCUCCAUCUACUUUCCUUAUGUCCUGAAAGUGUACUUGCUAGUGCUGUUCAUAGGCAUGUACUUCAUCAUCCAGAACCUCUUCUCAGAAAGAAAAGCUCACCUCGGGACAGGCAACAUCAAAAAGAAGCGAAGCUAAGUUGAUAAUUUGUUCGGAAAUAAGGAGCAUAUUCUUAGUGGGCUGCAGCCUCUCACAUGUAAAUACAUUAGAUAAAGAUUUUCAAGGCACAGCUCUUGUUUGUAUGUACAUGAUCUGGCGGUGUGGACUUUUCAGCAAAUGGAAGUCUCUUUAAGACAUCUCAAUAUGGAGCAGCUCAAAAUCACUAAUCACCUUUGAAAGUUUUGACUUCAGAUGACAGCAGUUUGUAAAGUGAAUGUAUUUUUUCUAACUUGUAUUAGAGAACUCUGAAAAACAAACAAAAAAAUCAGAAAAGUGCCCCCCCUUAAAUACACUAACAAAAUAAAAAUUAUAAUCAUGCUUCCAGCAGCCAAUGGGACUCUCUUCCCCACAAGUUUUCUCCAUGGUGAACAGGAGAUAGGAAAACAAAAGUAGCAUGACAUAGUCAGGCCAAUAUAUAUAGUCUUUAAAAUGGAGUUAACUAUUGAAAGCCACAUGCAAAAUUCUGGUCACUUUGUUCACGUGACCUGUCCCUUGUACUUCUGAGUUAUUACCUGCAAGAGGAAUGCAGUCAGAAUACAGUCUCUCUGAGAAAGAGAAUCAAGAGCAGAGACAGUAGCCCACUGGAUUUUGUAAAGAAGAAAAUGGACUGCCUGGUUUGCACAAAGAACUGCUUAUGGGCAUGAAAGGACUCAUCCCAUGUUUCAUCUAUGUUGUUUAUCAUCUGCAUAUGGACUUGAAUUUAAAGUAAGGGGGAAGUGAGGCUGUUCAUUUGAGCUUGACUGAGAAGUGGAAUGGGGAGAGGGAAGAUACUAGCUAAUGUGAUUGUAUUCACUUUCCUUAAUGAUGCAGCCUUUGCCUGUACAGCUUUCUCAACCAUGAAGCUAAAAGAGUAUUCAGACUGCUGUGCAAAGCAAACAGUGAAGUUGUUCCUGAUGAGCUUGGUUGUUAUGAAAGGUCACAUAUUACUACUUUUAUUUAAUGUACCUGGUGAACAUUGUACCUGCAAACUGUUUUUGCUAUUGAAGCAUUUAGGAACCAUAAUCAACUGCAUGCAACAGUAUUUGAGCAAACUUGGAUUUUUUGAAAGUAGCUCAGAGGGAGGUAAGAAUUUGGACAUUCUUAGUGAAAUAGAAGUAUUUCUAUUUUGGAUCUGUCAUCCACAAUGUGGAUAGUGCUGAAAGUUUGGAUGAAGAAAAACAAAGAAAUUAAACAGGAACCCAGAAGAGAGCCAGAACAAGAAGAGUUCAUGAUCAAACCAUUGUAAACAUACUAAAGGUGGAAGAUGGACAUCUUUCCCCUUUGGCAAUUUGAUCUAAUUUGUCAUAAGAUUCUCUGUAGUUAAGAUACCCCGGAUGAGGAAACAAAACAUCUGAUAUCAAAACUUUUUUUUUAUACAUAUAUAUGCUUAAAACAAUGAAGACUCAGAAUGGGGUGGUCUUCCUUUGCACAAAUUCUUAAAGCUGGCUAAGAGGCUUGAACAAUAGAAAAAGUCUUUAAAUUUUACAAGAGGGAGGAAUCCUAAACCUAAACUGCCAAAAAAGGUAAGAAGUUAGUUAUAGAAGACUUCCCUCCAGCUUCUGAUGCAGAGAUAACUUGGAGAUAGCACUGGGGAUAUUCAAGGAAUUGAUCUUCCAUGACCAGUUACAGCAGGCAACUGUAACUUUGGCUCUAUAGCUUUACUACAGUUUCUGAAAAAGCUCAAGGAUGGGUAGACAGAAAGGUAUCUUACCUUUCCAUCUCUGGGAAGUUAAAUCAUUGAUAAAUUCUAAAAUCAGCCUAAGAUUCCAGGAAACUUGUAUUGUCAUUUAGGUCAUCUGAUGUUGGAAUUAAGUAAGCAUUUUUCUUACGUAUGAGUACACACACAUAAGAAAUAAGAAACUUCUCUAAAGACAAGAUGAAGGAAUAUCAGUAGGAAGUUUUUCAGUGAGCUGUCAGUGUGAUAUGUAAUUGCAAGUGUCUACACAGUCUCUUUAUGACCAAAAGAAGGAUGUUUGAUUAC